Messenger RNA from Scophthalmus maximus (turbot), 3524 nucleotides. It is a transcript of the gene sack1e, whose product is annotated as family with sequence similarity 83 member E. The transcript is spliced from 10 exons. Bases 542 to 2437 code for a protein of 631 amino acids. Gene Ontology annotation, biological process: epidermal growth factor receptor signaling pathway. The record is from RefSeq and is a predicted model, not a curated record. NCBI's taxonomy places the organism in Eukaryota, Metazoa, Chordata, Actinopteri, Pleuronectiformes, Scophthalmidae.
CCCCAACAGAAUAUCAAAGUCUGACUUCAUCUCAAGUACCGCAGCUGUGGAAGUCAGGGGAGGCGCAGCAGGACCGUGAUCAUGCGUCUGAGCCGCUCGCUAAUCUGUCAGCUGCACAGAAUUUCUGGAAUCUGAGAACAAUGUCUGCAGCAAGGAGUGGAGGAGUUAAGAGGAGUGAGAUGACAUGCAGGGGAGGGAACACGAGGAGCCACAGCUUCCGAGAGCUCACUGUACAAGUGAUACUGGAGCCUGAGAGAUAAUCUGUACUGGCCAGGAGGCUUUGUCACUGAGGAGCAACGUGAAUCCAACAAGAGAGCGACAUCAGGAUAUCGGAAUUCUGGGCUGCCCUUGCCAACUUGGAAACAGUGUGAUUUCUUUCUGGCCAGAAGGAUGAAUUAAGUGAUCUCUUUAACUAGAUUUAAGAAUGACAUGAGCUGGGAUGAUUAUUUUGUCUUCCCACAACUGUAGUCACUAGUAAGAACUUUAAUAGGUAACACCCCCCCCCCCCCUCCCCCCCCCCCAGACUCUCCAGACUGCAGUUAUGUCAAAAUCUCAGCAGCAGAGCCUUGAUGAGGACGCUGUGUUCCUGGAGGUCAGUGAGACUUCUCCAGAGUUCCUCCACUGUGAGAAGGAGCGUCAAGCGGUGGAGAGACUCCUGAGCGCAGGACCGGAGGCGUUCUACAGCUCCAUCGGCACGGGGCGCUCCGGCUGUUUCUUGUCACCGGCGGAGGUCAGCCAGAUCACCAGCUGGGCUCAGGACUAUCACUUUAACCAGGUACAGAGGGAGCAGGAUGGAGUGGAGGGCAGCUCAGAGAUGGAGGACUUGUGUUCCACCUACUUCCCUUGCACCUCAGAAACACCGGCCCCUAACCUUGACCUGGGCUGGCCCGAAAAAGGCCCCUGGUUUACAAUGGGAAGCGUUACAGUGCACACCAAUCCUCCUGCGGAGGGAGAACCUCCCGUCAGAGAGAUAAUCCGACGGCACUUGCAAAAGGCCACCCAGGUAAUUGCCAUAGUGACAGACAGAUUGACAGAUGGUGCAAUAAUUGGCGAUUUACACAAUGCCGCCUCGCGGGACGUCGCCGUCUACAUCAUCCUGAAUCAAAGAUCCAUUCAGGAGAAUUUCACGAUCAACAGGCUCAGGCAUCCGAACAUACGGGUCCGUGUUCUUGGAGGGAAAACCUUCUGUUCGAGGAUGGGAAGGACGGUGGUUGGGGAAAUGAAAGACAAGUUCCUUCUGGUGGAUUUAGAGACGGUGAUUCAUGGCAGCUACAGCCUCACGUGGACGGACGCUCACCUGCACCGGCAGCUGGUCACCGUGCUAAGCGGCCCGGCCGUCGACUCAUUUGACAGGGAGUUCAGGAUCCUUUUCGCUGCUUCGCUCCCAGUAGCAGUUACAUCGAGGGUUCUAGAUACUCAUGUCGAUGCGACUCAAAAGCUAAAAGACUUCUCAAAUCUCCGUUUGCAAAAACCAUUCUCUUUGGAGCCCGAGAUUUUCAACCCUCCAUCUCCACCUGCGGAUUCCCUCCUUGACUGGGAGACCAUGGGUGUUGUCCAGAGAGAAUGCUGUUUUCAGGAGAGUCAUCUCGAUCGACAUGAGGAAAUACCCCCGAAGAAUAAUAUGCUUUUUGAAAAAAACACACCCAUAAUGGAUCGCUUUACCAACAUUGAAAACCAGUUUGUGGAUAAGAAAAGGAUAUGUCGAAACACCUCUCCAGUGACAAACCAUGUGCCAGAUAAAUCAACAACUUUCAACAGCACAAAGGCCUCCCCCACAGACCUAACUCCAGAAAGAAUGAAGAGGGUGGAACGCAUCGUAGAGAAAAACAUUUCCAUGCAACUCUCCAUGCAGAAGAGAACCAAUUUAGAUGACAGAACAAAAACGAGACUCGGCGACAAAACAGUAGAACCGACGCACAGUAUGGUCAUACUGUCGUCUGACAGGAGAAGACAGCGAUCCAGGAGGGAGUCCGUUGUGGAGGAGGAGAGCAGCACGGAUGAGACUAGCUCCCAAGUGGAGAACAGGCCGUCUUCUAGAAAACCCAUAAUCCUGAGGGUGCCACAGUCGGAGAGUUUCAGCUCUCUGAGUGACAUCAUGAAGAGGAUUCAGCCUCAGCAAAGCACAUCGCAAGUGUUCAAGAAAGGUUCGAACGCGGCCGCGUCAGAAAUGAGCCAAUCCAUGAUGGACCUGAGCAUACACAAAAGGGACGCCAACCAAGAUGGGAGAGAAGUGCCAAGGUUUAAGGCCAGUUGCUUUGACCCAAGUUAUAUGACACCGGCUUUUGCUCUGAUGAAGAAGAGGAACGACAACUUGAAAUCGGCACUGUACAGAACUCCACAAAACGUUAUGCCCAGAGAGAGGCCUCGCAGCUCCAGUUACACUCUCAACUUGGACUGGAGGAGGUCGCUGACAGAGAGGGAGGGAGAACAAGAAUGAGCAGCGAGGACCAAAAAUACAUGAGCGAAAACUUCUGUAACAACAUCGUCUGUCACUGACAACAAGCAGCGGAUGGUUGUGACCUUUUUUGCAGUGUUAAUUACCCCAAAUUUGCCACACUGUUGCUAAGCAGGAUGUAUUACAGUUCUAUCUUUUGAUGUGAUGUCAGACUGAAUCUGAUUUUAAAAUGCUUCAGUGCAUCUGAUGCAGUGCUGUUCUGUAGUUUGAUGAAAAAAACGGUUUUGUUCUUGCUGCUCACAAUGACAAUAGCUGGGUGUCACGUCAAGUCAAUUGUGUUUGUGCAACCAAGAGGAAAAUAUGGAAGGAACGUUUGAUUUAUAUCUUUGAUGAUUUGAUUUGAUUAAACGUUCAGCAAAUUGGAACAGAGGUAAGUUUCUGUUGAAGGAAUCAAGGUUGGACCCUAGAAAACUAAAAACAAUUGAUGAGUCAGCGAUAGAUUAUUGGGGUUUUGUAGAAAAAUAUGGGAUAAGACAUUCAAGGUGGCGAUUAUCACAGAAUACAAAGGCCUGCUGAAGUUGGAAGCUAUUUUUAUUUUUUGGUCGGAGAUAAACGUUUAUGUAACACAUCCAACCCUCAUAAGAGGUUGAGAAGUGAUUUAUUUAGGUGACAAUUUUUGUCGUGCCACCAGUGGGUUAGAGUUCUAUGAAACAUCUAUGGGACAAGUUCAAAGACUGACACAAAACGUUGUAAAGACAAGUGUACCUGGCUUUUGACUUCAUGUGCCACCCUGAGGUUGACAUGACAUUUCUUAACAACUCUAAAUAACUAAUUAUUAUGCAGCUUUAAAUGGAAUGAAUUACAAACCCACUUCAAACUGAACAACCUCAUUUCACUAGUAGAAUUCAAACAGUUAAUAUUAGAACACUUCACUGAAUCUUGCAACUUAGCCAUAGUUUUCCAUUCUUGUAUUUUUGUAUUUUUGUGUACUCUUGCUGUCUGUAAUUUGUGUUGUCUUUUGUUGGUGUAAAUGUAAAAUUGUUCUCAGGCUUCUCUUGAAAUGGAGAUUUUUUUUAUCUGAGUGACUUUGCCUGAUUAAAUAAAGAUGUUACUAUGUUACUAUCCCCAA